UUGAUUUUGUGCCAUUUCACGAUUACAAAGCUAUCUUUGUGGACAAGAAAUGCAUUUAAUGCGCAAUUUUAUAUAUUCGAGACGAAAAUUACUAUUAAACUUAUACAGCAAUAACUUUAGUACAAGUGCAAUUAAAACACAAAAUGUGCAACAGGCGACAACAGGUGCCACAAAGCGAAUUUGCAUUGUCGGCGCUGGCCCCGCCGGUUUCUAUGCAGCUCAAUAUUUACUCAAGCAGCUGAGCGAUUGUGCCGUGGACAUCGUGGAGAAGUUGCCGGUGCCUUUUGGAUUGGUGCGCUUUGGAGUUGCGCCCGAUCAUCCGGAGGUCAAGAACGUCAUUAAUACGUUUACGAAGACGGCGGAGAAUCCGCGACUACGUUUCUUUGGCAACGUAACACUCGGCACAGAUGUGACCCUGCAGGAGCUGCGCGAUCGUUACCAUGCCGUUCUGCUCACCUACGGUGCGGAUCAGGAUCGCGAACUGCAGCUGGCGAAUGAGGAACAGCCGCGUAUCAUAUCGGCCAGGAAGUUUGUGGCCUGGUAUAAUGGUCUGCCCGGCGCUGAGCAACUGCAGCCCGAUUUGAGUGGACGCGAUGUGACUGUUGUGGGGCAGGGCAAUGUAGCCGUUGAUGUUGCACGCAUGUUGCUCAGCCCUCUGGACAGCCUGAAGCUGACGGAUACAACCGACUAUGCACUGGAGGCACUCGCCAGUAGCAAAGUUGAGCGGGUUCAUCUGGUGGGUCGUAGGGGUCCGCUACAGGCUGCGUUCACCAUCAAAGAGCUGCGCGAGAUGCUCAAGCUGCCAAAUGUGGACACGUGUUGGCGCCCAGAAGACUUUACGGGCAUUGCUGACCAGUUGGAUAAGCUGCAGCGACCACGGAAGCGUCUUACCGAACUGAUGCUAAAGAGUCUGGGCGAGCAGAGCAAUCGCAAGGGUACCCCUAGCAUUGGGAAACAGUUUCUGCCCGUCUUUCUGCGUGCGCCCAAAGCGAUUAACCAGAAUGAAAUGGAAUUUGCAAUAACCGAACUGAAGAACAAUGCUGCAGUGGCCACAGAGGCAACGGAACGCCUGCCGGCAAAUUUAAUACUGCGCAGUAUUGGCUACAAAUCCAGCUGUGCCGAUGCUGCCAUCAAUUUUGAUGCGCAACGCGGCCAUGUGUGCAAUCUGCAAGGACGCGUGCUUAAGGACAACUCAUCGAAGAGUGUGGAGCCCGGCCUGUAUGUGGCUGGCUGGCUGGGCACUGGACCAACUGGCGUUAUACUGACUACCAUGAAUGGCGCUUUUGCCGUUGCCAAAACCAUUUGCGAUGACAUUGCGGCUAAAUCCUUUGACACAGAUGCACUAAAACCGGGCUUUGAACCGGCCAACAAGUCCGUUGUCACCUGGAGCGGCUGGAAUCGCAUCGAUCAAUACGAACGUGCGGUUGGCAAGGCCAAGGGCAAGCCUCGAGAGAAAAUUGUUACUAUUCAGGAGAUGUUGCGCAUUGCUGGCGUCUGAUAAAUUGUAAUUGUUGGAAACAAGACAGCAUCAAUUUACUUGUUCAUAGCUCACUGAGUUUUCCGGGUUUUGUGUAAAUAAUGUAAAUAUUAAGAAAAGAGGCUUCAAUUUUUUAGCUAAAUUAAAUCUAUGUAUAAAGCUUAAA
Messenger RNA from Drosophila grimshawi, 1643 nucleotides. It is a transcript of the gene dare, whose product is annotated as NADPH:adrenodoxin oxidoreductase, mitochondrial. The record is from RefSeq and is a predicted model, not a curated record. The transcript has 4 exons. Gene Ontology annotation, biological process: ubiquinone biosynthetic process. Lineage: Eukaryota; Metazoa; Arthropoda; Insecta; Diptera; Drosophilidae. The coding region runs from base 50 to 1498 and encodes 482 amino acids. Gene Ontology annotation, cellular component: mitochondrion.